AUGGAUUACCGCCUCUCCUUCGAUAACCUCGCGUUUAUAGACGUGCAACAUUGUUUCGAUUGGUCCCAGGAGCCGCGCUCUCCUUAUUCGUCAAGCGAGAGUUCUUCCCCCACCGGCUCCGCAGCAUGGUCGAUCGCGUCAAGUCGCGUUGAGCGCGCUAUAGCGCGUGUACCACUCACUCGGCCCCGGAAUGACGGAUGGCUUCUCGUUUUCUCCGGCGCGUCUACGAGCUCGUUCGACCCUGCGGGCGCUUCUGCAGUGUCUGAAGAGGACCUGCUCGAUGAAGAUUCCCAGCCCUCGACAUCAAGGUUCCUUCGCAGGCUCCGCGCUUUCCUCGCGUCUUGUGUGCCGCCGCGCCCUGAUCUAGCUGCUAUCGCCACUGCUCUGCGUCGGCUUAACUGCUUCGAGGUGGGCAGGUCCAUCAUGCUGGACGAUGAUGAAGUGCCUGCGCCACCCAUCGAACUCGCUUCCGAGACGAAGAAAACUCGCCCCCUGACUAUUCAGGUCAUCUACUCCGAUCCCCGGGCAAAAUACUUUGCGGACUGUUGAAGCAAACGAAGCCUUUGCCGACAUCACAAACGAAAAGGCCCGUUCCUGGGGCACUCAAGUUGCAACCCUCGGUUUACUAUACAGUUCCUUACGCCGCUUCACGUUCUCU
Molecule: messenger RNA, 658 nt
Organism: Schizophyllum commune H4-8
Lineage: Eukaryota; Fungi; Basidiomycota; Agaricomycetes; Agaricales; Schizophyllaceae
Exons: 2
Coding region: 1-549 (182 amino acids)
Source: RefSeq, a predicted model, not a curated record